Messenger RNA from Galdieria sulphuraria, 1113 nucleotides. RefSeq lists its product as uncharacterized. The transcript has a single exon. Bases 25 to 996 code for a protein of 323 amino acids. NCBI's taxonomy places the organism in Eukaryota, Rhodophyta, Bangiophyceae, Galdieriales, Galdieriaceae. The record is from RefSeq and is a predicted model, not a curated record.
AGUGGUUUUGGUGGAUCCCUCGAGAUGUUGCCAAGAACUAAAGCAAUUUCUCUAUUUGCUCCACUUUCUUCAGAGAUACGUUUAUAUAGUAGUUGUUUUAAAUCAAAGUCCAAACGCAGUCGUACUUGUAUUCAAGAUACUUGUAAGAAUAUCUGUGUAAAGUGUUAUAGCGUUAGAGCUCAGAUGACAAACUCUAAUGUUGACGGAGAAGAAAUCUGGCCAGGUCUGAAUCGACGUCCUCAACAGUCUUUGGAAAGUUACAUCGCAGGUACUCUUUUUCCUUUGUCGUUGGAAGAAGCCGUACAACAGGCUUCUUCUGCAGUAGUGAAGGCAGCGGAAGACAAUUAUAAACGUCUGAGAGUUGAGCUACAAUAUCCAACGCUCAGUACUGUGGGUAGUUUGCUUGAAUAUGGAGAACUGGCUUAUUUUUGUAAUAUGGUAUGUGAAACGUUUCUUGGACAGUCGAAGCGAGUUCACUUGUUUGGAGAUACACACCAUAUUUUGAACUUGGUGCCGUUUCUUGAUACACGACUGUUUAAUUCCAUUAGUGUCUCCUGUAUAGAUGAUGUACAGUCGGGUGGUCGUCAUAUAAUGGAAGAUAUAUGUCUUAUUUUGUUACCCAGCAACGUUGGAUAUGAUAUGGGUAGAAGAAUGGAGAGGAUCGAAAGACUUAUAUAUAGCGUUUCUCAUAAUAAGCAUAUUGUCUUGUUCAAUGCUUGUAUGGAAGCAUGUACAAGCCUUACAUGCAGUGGACGUCCUUUCGAGCCAAUGAUUCUUAAUGAUUUUCAUAUCGCGUACUUUAUCCAUCCCAAUAUUUUAAGACAAGGAUGCAUUCAGUCUUCUUUGCUUCGUUGUUAUCCGAGAAAUUGGGAAUUAUUUGUAUUAAGACUUCCAAGAGAUAUCAGUAGCAAAUAUUUUUUGGCAAAAUCUUUCCCUUCGAAACCUUCCAUGGAAAGAAUCGAAACAGAAGUCUCUUGUUGUUUUCAUUCACUUUAGUUAUGCUUCCAAUACUUGUGUAGUUGAUGUUAAACAAUUUGUCGAAACUAUGUAAACUCGAAACAUAUCGAAAUACUUCUGUCAAGUUCAAUCUGCUAUAAAUACAUCGAAAGAAUU